UACUUUCGAACUGCUAAAACAGUAAAACCCCAGGUCUCUCCAUCUUCAUCCCCACAAGUUCACCCCAAAAUUCAUAACCAGCUUAAACCCUACAAACCCUUUCACUCGAUCAGGGCUCUUCACAUCUUAAUAAGUAGAAUGCAGGGCUUGAAGCGACUCACCUGGUCUUCUAUAUCUGCUUCAUCUCAAAUCUUGAGACCCAAUGAGACCAACAAGAGUCUCCAUCUUCUUCCACCAAGCCAGCAUUUCUUAGCUCAGAGAAUCUCCAAUCGCUUCUUGGAGUUUUACAAGCUUGCAAAUAAAGCGGCUUUAGAGAAAGAGAAGGCUCGUCUUGCAGAUGAGCUGAAUAGGGGUUAUUUUGCUGACAUGGAAGAGCUUAAGAAACAUGGUGGUAAGGUUUCAGAAGCAAAUAAAAUCUUGUUUCCUGCUAUGGCAGCGGUGAAGUUCCCUGACUUGGAAGUAUACUACACCGAUGGCAAUAUAUUAAAGCUACCCUUUAGACCCACUGGAAAUGAAAAUGUGGCUGAUGCCAACGGCUCAGCUCUUCCUAAGGCAUCUUUACUGUGCCUUUCAUUUCGAGCAAGUGCCCAGGGAAUGAUUAAUUCUUGGAGCGUUCCUUUUGUCAAUGCUUUCAGUGGUUCAAAAGAUGUUCAACUAUUUGAGGUGUCAUUUAUAGACAUAUGGCUCUUAUGUCAGAAACCAUUUAAGCAUCUUCUACUUCGGAUUAUGAAGAAACCUAAGCAUGAUGAUAACAAGGAUGCAGUUAAAAGGCAUAAUGUAUAUUCAUUUGGGGACCAUUAUUACUUCAGAAAAGAACUUAAGAUCUUGAACCUUGUUACAGGGUAUGUAUUUCUGCUUGAUAAGUUUGGUAGAAUAAGGUGGCAAGGCUCCGGAGUGGCUACGAAAGAGGAGGCGUUGUCCCUUCUCUCUUGCACAUCAGUACUCUUGGAAGAGAAAUAGAGCAGUAAAUAUAUCUCCUGACCUAUAUCCUGAGUUGAUUACAAGCUUCAAAUUCUAGGAUUUUAGACUAGCAAUUUUACCUCAUAAUCCCAGUGUAUUUCGUGUGUAAUACAAAUACACAGAUUUGGUUUACUUUAAUCUGAUACAUGUUUGCUCAACUUUGAAUCAAAUUGAUGUAUAACAUUUGAAUGCUAUGGUACUUUAUG
Molecule: messenger RNA, 1166 nt
Organism: Argentina anserina (silverweed cinquefoil)
Lineage: Eukaryota; Viridiplantae; Streptophyta; Magnoliopsida; Rosales; Rosaceae
Exons: 7
Coding region: 139-960 (273 amino acids)
Biological process (GO): mitochondrial proton-transporting ATP synthase complex assembly
Cellular component (GO): mitochondrial inner membrane
Source: RefSeq, a predicted model, not a curated record